GUUUACCCCUUUCACUUUCAGUUCACUUUAACUGAGAUGGACAUGGAAUAAUCUCCACUGCGGCAAAGAAUGGCAUCCAGUCCUGAGCUUCCCGCUGAAGAUGAACAGGGUUCCUUGGGUAUUGAUGAUCUCCACAUUUCACUGCAAGCUGAACAGGAAGACACGCAGAAGAAAACUUUCACCUGCUGGAUAAAUACACAGUUGGCAAAGCACACUCCUCCCUCAGUUAUAUCAGACCUAUUCACAGACAUUAAAAAGGGGCAUGUCCUCCUGGACCUGUUGGAAGUACUCUCAGGACAACAGUUGCCUCGAGAUAAAGGAUCUAAUACAUUCCAGUGUAGAAGCAAUAUAGAACAUGCCUUGACAUUCCUUAAAAACCAGUCAAUCAAGCUAAUAAAUAUUCAUGUUACUGAUAUUGUAGAUGGAAACCCAUCCAUUAUUCUUGGCCUGAUUUGGACAAUUAUACUGCACUUUCAUAUUGAGGAGCUUGCCCGGGAUCUUUCUUGCAAUUACAAUCAAUCUUCCCAGGAUGAUGUGAGUGUGGCUGACUCAUCUCCUACCUCAAGUCCUCCAGCUAAGAAAUGCUCCAAAGCCCAAGCAAGAUGGCAGAUGUCUGCAAAGAAGGCCCUCCUCUUGUGGGCUCAGGAACAAUGUGCCACGUCUGAGUCUGUCAGUGUGACAGAUUUUAAGUCAAGCUGGAGAAAUGGGAUGGCUUUUUUGGCUGUCAUUCAUGCCCUGCGACCAGACCUAAUCGAUAUGAAGAGUGUAGCGCAGAGAUCCAACAAAGACAAUCUCAAAGAGGCCUUCCAAAUUGCAGAACGAGAAUUAAAAAUUCCCAAAUUGCUGGAACCAGAAGACGUGGACAUCGUUAAUCCUGAUGAGAAGUCAAUCAUGACAUACGUGGCACAGUUUCUGAAGUAUUCAAAGAAAGCACCUGAGACUGGAGAUAAGGCUCAGGGAAAGGUGAAAGAUGCUAUGAGCUGGCUAGCUCUGCAAGAGGAAAAACUACAGAAGUUGUUAAAGGAUUCAGAAAAUGAGACCUACUUUAAAAAGUAUCAUGGGCUGCUGUCCUUCAUGGAAUCAUUCAAUGAAGAAAAGAAGUCUUUCGUGGACAUCCUGUCAAAAGGGAAUCCGGAUGUGCUGGAUGAUGAUCAGUUACAGUUGAGAAAAGGCUGGGAUGGCCUCCACCACCAGGUGAACACAUGGAAAGCAGCGCUGGAUGGCGCCUUACCUGCACCCCUCCGUGAACUUGAAGGUUGGCUCCAGCAGGCAGAGCAGCUUGUGGCUGACGGGCUGCCAACUUCCCAGCUUUAUUCUGAAGCCAUGGCUCUGACGCAAGAGAAAAUGACUUUAUUCAAGGAUCUGAUGGGUAAAUCUGACUGUCACUUGAAUGCUCUGCUGACAUUUGAAAAUAGAGAUGAGAGAGAUUUGCCAUUGGUACCACCUAACAAACUGGAGGAGAUGAAAAGACGAAUCCACAACAUUUUGGAGAAAAAAUUGAUUCUACUUCUGGAGUUUCAUUACUAUAAGUGCUCAGUUCUUGACUUGCUAAAUGAAGUGAGAUCAAAAUUGGAUGUUUGGAACGUCAAAUAUGGGAACAAAGAAUCCGUGGAAUUACUGCUGGAAGACUGGCAUAAAUUUAUUGAAGAAAAUGAGUUCUUGGUUCAACUUGAAACAUCUUUUCAAAAGUGUGAAGAAAUUCAUAAGAAUUUGGCUGGAGAAUGUCAGGAAACUAGUGAACAAUAUAAGAUGCUGGAAUGUGAUAUUUGUGUGUGUAGGAAAAAUAUAGAUAAUGUGAAGUCCACUCUACAAAAAGUUCUGGCUUGUUGGACUACAUACGUGGAAAACCUUCGCUUACUAAAGGCUUGUUUUGAGGAGACAAAAAAGGAACAAAUUAAAGAGGUUCCCUUCGAGACACUAUCCCAAUGGAACGUGGAACAUAAUACCUUGAAUGAAGUGGGAAAUUUCUUAAUUGAGGUCAGCAGUGAUGAGGUCGGGUCAUCUAUUUCUAAAGAACUGAGAAGGCUAAAUAAAAGAUGGAGGAAGUUCAUUACAAAAACUCAACUUGAAAUGAAACUGCCAAUUAUUAAAAAACAGGACCAGACUAUUUUCGACAGUUCUGGAAAUAUUCUACUGUCUGAAGAAGAAAAGCCAACUGUUGCUGUUGCACCAGAUACGGCAAUAGAGCUUCCUGGAAAUCACACUGAGCAUAUAAAGAUUGGGGAAGAACAUGAAAAAGAAAAUGAAGAAUUCACAGGGCAACUGAAAAUGGCAGAAGAGGUUGAAAAGCUCAUUGAACAAGUGGAAAUCUGGGAGGCAGAAACCAAAUCUGUGUUGGAUCUUCUGAGACAUCAAGAUGAUGUGGAUGCCUCAGUGGAAGACACUUUGCAGCAUCUUAUUGCCAAAGGCUCUAUGUAUGAAGAACUUGUGGCUAGAACUGAAGACACUUUGCAAAUGGAUGUACAAAAUAUUUCAAGCCGGGACUCCCUCCAACAUGUUCUCAGAGCUGGGCUUCAGGCAAAAAUUGAAGAAGCUAAAGAGAAAGUCCAGAUCAAUGUGGUGAAACUUGUGUCAGCGAUGAACAACUCAACUGACGUUUCACCAACACUGGAUAUCAGGCUGCAGGUGGAGGAAGUACAGAAGGAGCUUGAAUCGUACAUCACAAGGGCUGAGCAGUUACUUGGGCAAAGAGAGGAUCCCAGUGGCCUCAUUUCAAAAUAUAAGGAAGCACUAAUAAUUUUCAAUUCUAAAAGUCUGACCAAGUAUUUGAAAGCCAUUGAAGAAUUGAAAAAUAAUGUAACUGAGGAGGUAAAGCUAUCUUUGGAAGGAAAGAGUAGAGAAGUCUGUGCCAAGUGGGAGUCUGUUCAUCAUGAGCUGUCUCUGUAUAUUCAACAACUGAAAAUAGAUAUUGAAAAAGGAAAGCUUAGUGACAAUAUUGCAAAACUUGAAAAGCAAAUAAAUAGAGAAAAGAAACUUAUUCGUAGAGGAAGGACCAAGGGUCUCAUCAAAGAACAUGAGGCUUGUUUUUCUGAGGAGGGCAGUCUGUACCAACUUGACCACCACAUGGCUGUCCUGAGGGAGCUGAGUGAGGAGCUGACUUCCCAGAAGAGUCAACAAGAAGUGAAGAGAACACUCAAGGAGUAUGAACAAAAGAUCGAGAGACUUCUGAGAAAUGCAUCUGAGAUUCGUGCGACCCUGCAGCCCACUAAGGGAGGUGUUUCAAAGAAUGGGGGGACCACGACCACCACUGAGAAUGGAGGAAGAGAGUCCCAUAAUGAAGUACCAUGUGCCAAAGCAAAUGACCAGUCACUAGCUGAAAAGGCAAUGGAACCAAUGAAGAAUUUAAGCCCAGAAUCAGGGUUAAAGCUUCAACAAGAUGAAAGCAUUAUGGAAGAGCAUGAAAAGGAUCACAGUGCCUCUAUAAAUAGUUUACUAGAGAGGUAUAAUACACACAGAGAAGCUCUUGAACUACACCUGCAAAACAGUGAAUUCAGCAUUACUUCUGAUUUUUCCAGUGAAAAAGACAGGGGUAGUGCUUGUCUGCAGGAUAAGCUGACAGAGCUACAGAGCUUAAAAAAUGAAACCAAUGCUUUUUGGAAAGAGUUUGAAACCACUUCACUGAAGUUAGAAAAUCUUGUGAGUGACCUGAAGAAGCCUGUUAUAGUUCAGGAAAGAGAAAGUUUGAAGGUAAAAGAAAGAGAGCUGCAGAUGACUCUUAAUACCAGAAUGGAGUCUCUAGAGAUCGCACUGCAGACUGUGUUACCUAUGGAGAAGGAAUUGCUCCAUCUCUGUGGCUCAGAGCUGCCUCUCCAUGAAAUGUCCAUCCAGGAAUUUCAUCUUACUGGGGCUGAUGAUAUUUAUCAAAAGCUAAGGACUCUCCAAGAUUCCAUAGCAAGGCAGAUUGAAAUAUGUAAUGAUUUAGGAGAGUCGGGCAAUGCUGUAUUAAAGGAAUUACACCCAUUUGAUCUACACGCAACACAGAAUAUUAUAUUGAAAUGCAAAACAGAGCUCGAAGAAGCGAACCGCAAGGUGCAGAUGAGUGAAGAUGCUCUCAAAGAUCUGGAAGAUUUUUUGGCUUCUGUAAGAACAGCUGAACUCUCUGUGGAGCUUGUUACAGACUUUGCAGCCUCAGAUAUACAGGUGGCGCCAGACAGUUCUUUGAUGAUAAAAAAUAAAGAGGCAGAAACUCAUCUAAUGGCCAAGGCCAGACGUUUGGAUGAACGUUUGAAGAUGCUUGGUUUAAGCUUUAGAUGUGUUGAAUGGGGUGAAGACACCUCCUGUGAAAAACUUCUUGAUGCUUUAUCCAUAAAGUCAUCUGAGCCCCAUGGCCACAGUGUACAGGAGGAAGUCACUGAGGAACACAAAUUACUGGAGGCUUGUAUUUUCAAAAAUAAUGAGCUCCUUAAAAAUAUUCAAGAUGUACAGAAUCAAAUGAGUAAAAUCGGUCUUAAGGAUGCUACUGUUCCUGCUGUAAAACACCGGAAACAAUUAUUAACCAGACUGGAUAAGGAUCUAGAUGACUAUGAAGAAGAAAAGAGACACUUACAGGGAAUGGCUGAUUCUCUUCCACAACUCCAAGAUGGCAGAGACCAAACUGUGAAUCAACAGUGUCAACAAACCAUACACCUGUGGGAGCAAACCAAAGCUUCAGUCAAUGAGUGUCUUGAACAAUGUGGAAGAGUCUUGGAGCUCUUGAAACAAUAUCAUAAUUUUAAAAAUGUCUUGACAAAUUUGAUUCAAAAAGAAGAGAAUGUCAUCUCCCUUCAGGCUUCGUACAUGGGGAAGGAGAACCUGAAGAAAAGAAUAGCAGAGAUUGAAAUUGUUAAAGAAGAAUUUAGUGAACACUUAGAAGUUGUAGACAAGAUAAACCAGAUCUGCAAAAAUCUACAAUUUCAUCUAAAUAAAAUGAAAACCUUUGAAGAGCCCCCUUUUGAAAAAGAGGCUAAUAUUAUUGUGGAUAGGUGGCUUGAUAUCAAUGAGAAGGCAGAAGACUACUAUGAAAAUCUUGGUCGAGCUCUAGCUUUAUGGGACAAACUUUUUCACUCAAAAAGUGCUAUUGAAGAGUGGACUGAAAAAUCUAUUCAGAAAAUAGAAUUACAUCAGCUUUCUGCAGAGGACAGAGAAAGGCUGAAGGAAGACUUACAAAUCUAUGAACAAAAGUCUUCAGAAUUUUCCAGAAGAGUGGCCGAAAUACAGUUUCUGCUUCAAAGCAAUGAAAUACCUCUUGAACUGCAGGUCAUGGAGUCCUCUAUUUUGAACAAGAUGGAACACAUGAAAAUGUAUUUAACAGGAGAAUCCACUUGCCAUGCCCUCGGCGGCAGCACAGCUGAGCUGAGGGAAGAUCUCGACCAAGCCAAGACUCAGAUUGGGAUGACUGAGUCCCUCUUAAAAGCCCUGUCUCCUUCCGACAGCUUGGAGAUCUUCACUAAACUAGAGGAGAUACAACAGCAAAUUCUGCAACAGAAGCACAGUAUGAUAUUACUUGAGAAUCAAAUAGGUUGUCUGACUCCUGAACUCUCUGAACUGAAAAAGCAAUAUGAAAGUGUCAGUGAUUUAUUUAAUACCAAAAAGAGUGUCUUGCAAGAUCACUUUUCUAAGUUACUGAAUGAUCAAUGUAAGAACUUUAAUGACUGGUUCAGCAACAUUAAUAUGAACCUUAAGGAGUGUUUUGAAUCAUCAGAAACAAAAAAGAGUGUGGAACAAAAGCUACAGAAACUUUCUGAUUUCUUGACCCUUGAAGGAAGAAGCAGUAAAAUACAGCAGGUGGACACAGUACUGAGUCAUGUGAAGAAACAUCUGCCUAAAGCCCGUGUUAAAGAGCUUAAUAGUUGGCUCGUGAGUCAAGAAUUUGAAUUGGAAAACAUGGAGUCUGUAUGCCAGGUACGAGCAAAGGAGCUUGAUGACCACCUGCAGCAACUGCUGAGACUCCAAGAUGAGCAAAGAAACCUGAGUAAGUGGUUGGCGAAUCAAGAAGAGAAAUGGAAAGGAGUGGAAGAGUCAGGAGAGAAAGCUGAGCUGUUCUGCCAAGCGUUAGCGAGAAAGAGGGAACAAUUUGAAUCUGUGGUCCAGUUGAACAACUCUUUGAAGGAACACGGGUUUACUGAAAAAGAAGAAGUAAUAAUGGAAUCGGCACAUUUGAUUACUAGAUACCAAACGCUAUUGAGACAAUUACAUGAAAUUGAGGAAGAAGACAAGUUACCAACCGCCGAGGACCAGAACUUUAAUGAUCUUGCCCAGGAUGUCAUUCAUUGGAUAAAAGAGAUUAAAGAGUCCCUCAUGGUUUUGAAUUCAUCUGAAGGCAAAAUGCCACUUGAGGAAAGAAUCCAAAAAAUAAAGGAAAUCAUUUUACUAAAGCCUGAAGGGGACGCCAAAAUACAGACCAUCAUGAAGCAGGCUGAGAGCAGCGAGGCCCCGUUGGCGCAUGAAGCCGUUGCUGACAUCAGCAGCCAGUGGGACAACACACUCCAGUUAGCGCACACGUAUCUCAGCCAUCAAGAAAUGCUUCUACUCGAAGGUGAGAAGUAUUUGCAAAGUAAGGAGGAUCUAAGAUUAGUGCUCACAGAAUUAAAGAAGAAACAAGAAGCAGGCUUUGCUCUGCAGCACGGACUGCAGGAGAAGAAGGCUCAGUUAAAAAUUUAUAAGAAAUUCCUCCAGAAAGCACAAGAUUUGACAUCUUUGCUAAAGGAGUUAAAAUCUCAAGGAAAUUACCUGCUGGAGUGCACUAAAAAUCCCAACUUCAGUGAAGAGCCUUGGUUGGAAAUAAAGCAUCUACACGAAAGUCUUCUUCAACAGCUACAGGAUUCUGUGCAAAAAUUGGAAGGUCACGUUCAAGAACACCACUCAUAUCAGGUUUGCGUCACAGACCUGAAUACCACAUUGGACAAUUUCGCCAAGGAAUUUGUCAGCUUUUUUGAUGAUCCUGUGCAUCAAAUAGCAGUUGAGGAAAAAUUGCAGAAACUACAGGAACUAGAGCAUAGACUCAGUUUACAAGAUGGCACAUUAAAGAAGGUUUCAGCUUUAGCAAAAUCCAUCAAGCAAAAUACAUCUUCAACGGGACAGACGAUUAUUAAGGAUGAUAUAAAAUCGCUUAAGUGUAAACAAAAAGAUUUGGAAAACAGACUUGAAUCUGCUAAGCGGGAGACAGAACAUUGUCUCAACAGCAUUCUCAAAUCAAAAUGCUUAACAGAAAAAGAAAAGUUUCCUCGGCCAGGCAGAGAGAAGCAGGCCACUUCUGAUGUACAGGAGUCUACUCAGGACCCAGCUGCAGCGGAAAUGUUGGAGGCAGACUGGGGGAUAAACGAGAACUCAGCUGUGGAAAUGGUUUUGUCAAAACAACGUUCUCUUGAUGUUCAAGAAAGCAUGAAAAACACUAAGGAUGAGCAGAAAGUCAAUGAGCUACAAAAUCAACCUUUAGAAUUAGAUAUUAUGUUAAGAAAUGAACAAUUGAAAGAGAUGGAGGAUUUAUAUACCCAGUUGAAUGCAAAGAAAACAUCCAUUGAACCACUGGAACAAAGUGAAUGUCUUAACACAACAGAAACAAGUCCCUUGGUUCUCCACAAUACAAGAUACUCAGAGCACCAACUGGAUAGUCUGCUUCAGGCACUUACUACUUUGAAGAAAAAUAAAGAAAGUCAGUACCACCGUCUUGAAGAUUUUCAGGAAUCCCUCUCUGCAGCUGAAUACUCGAUGAAAGCCUUGUUGACUGAAAAGGAAAGUCUGAAAGUGGGACCACUGGAAAGUACAACCUAUCUGGACAAAAUUGAAAAAUUUCUGGCAUCAGUAGAAAAAGAGAAAGUUUCUUUAAGCAAGUUGAAAAUCGAAUGGGAAACUUUAUCAAACCAUUUGACGGCCAUGGAUAAGAAGUUGUUAGAAAGCCAGAUUAAGCAACUUGAACUUGGUUGGGAACAGAUAGAACAACUGGUUCAAAAGAAGCAUUCUCAGCAGAUACUGAAAUACGAUGAAUUUACAUCCCUCAUGAGUAAGAUCCAAGACAUUGACAUUUCUCUCCAGCAACUGCAGACGUGUCUACAAUCAAGUCUGAACUCUCCAGAAGAACAGGAGGGGAGCCAAAGCUUGAUUGCCUUGACUACUGAACUCCAGGUUGUCAGGAACAGAUUUUUUGUUUUAAAGGGGCAAGCUGAACUUCAGAUGAAGAGGAUUUGGGGAGAAAAAGAGAAGAAGAUUUUGGAAGAUGCAAUAAAUACUUUACAGAAACAGUUGGAAGCAUUAGAGCCCUUAAACCUACAGGCAGAAAAUGAGAUUAAGAAGUGUAAUGUAAGGAAUGAGAUAAAAGAGGCUAUCUUAUGGGUCAAGAAUCUAGCAGAGGAACUCACUGCCCCCAUUUCCCUUCUCCCAGAUGACAUUCUUUCACAGAUCAGAAAAUGCAAGGUGACGCAUGAUGGCAUCCUGGAGAAGCAGCAGGCCCUGGACUCACUGGUUAAAGAGAUCAAAGGUAACAUUCCUAACCUGACAGCAUACGAGAGCCAUGAUUUAAAUGACAUCCUGGAGGACUUACAGAAUCAAUACCAAAUACUAGUGUUAAAAUCAACUCAAAGAUCACAGCAAUUAGAAUUUAAAUUAGAAGAAAGAAGUAAACUUUUUGCAGUAAUAGCGAAGGUUCAACUUACACUUCAAGGAAAUGAAACACUGCUAAUUCCGAAAAUGGACACCACCUCCACAGAGGCUGCACUAGAACAUCACCAUGCUGUUUUAAAGACAUCUCAGAACAAAUUGCAGGAAAUCGAGAGUGUCGUCUCCACACAUCUUCAGGAACUAACAGACAUUGGUAAGGAUCUGAAUGUGUUUGAAAGACUCUUUCUGAACGACCAAUUGGAGAGUCUUAAGACCAGAGCCAACAGAACACGAAGAUUCAUUCAGAAUAAAUGUAGCGAAGUAGAACAUAAGGUAAAUUUUUGCAGAGAAUUCCGCGAAAAAACUUCUGUGCUUCAGAAGGAAGUUGACAAUUUACAGCACAAUGAACUCCUCCAUAACCAAGAAAUAAAUCAAGAGGUUAGAGAGGAAUUCUGUAAUCUUAAAGACAGAUUCACUGGUAUUCAAUCUAGCAUCUUACAAAUUUUGAAACUGAAAGAAGUGUUUGACUGUAUAGGACUAAACUGGGAUUAUUCACAUCUUGAUCAGUUAUACACGCAAGUAUUUGAAAAAGAAAAGGACUUGGAAGAAAAAAUUAAGCAGUUGGACACAUUCAUGACAGAAUAUAGCAAAUAUCAGGCAUCACUAAGUAAAAUGAGGGCCAGAGAUUUAGAGAUGAAGAAGAGGGCUGAAGCAGUCCUAAACGCUCCCGAUGCUUCACCAGAAAGCAGAAUACUCGAGGCUCAACUUUUGAAUCAGAGGAUCGAAAAAGCCAGGCGCUUCUACGAUGAGAUAAUAAAAACAUUAAGUGAAAAUAAAGCCUUUGAUGACUCCUUCAAAGAGAAAGAAAUGCUGCAAAUAAAGCUGAACAUGAAAGAAUGUGAUAAAUUACACCAGGCUUUCCAAACCAUGAUACUGGAAUUCCAGCCUAAAGAAAUGGUCGAAAAUUUUCAUGACAAACUAGAAAAUGUUUUACAUUCUUUAAAUGAGAUAAAAUCUGAGUUACAGCAGCCUUUUCUUAUAGAUUUGGAAAUUAAACACGUUCAAAUGGAAAAGGACAAGUGUGAAAUGUUUCAAGAACAAAUUCAGGCAGAAAUGUACAAUAUUAAGACUGUAACUGCUAUUAAGAGAAAAAGAGAAGAAAACGCCCCUGAAACUGGUGAUGCAGAAACUAAGUUACGUGACAUUGAAGACCUUCAAAUGCAGCUUAGCACAAGCAUCGAUUUGCGCAUCAAUGUUCUGGAUGAUGCUUAUGAAAAUCUAACACACUAUAAGGAAGCAGUCGCCAGGGCGGUGGAGACCAUCACUUCCCUUGAAGCCAUCAUCGCAUCCCAUAGUGUAGACCUUGAUAAUCCGGAAGAAUCACUAGAGAUGACUCAUGGGAAACAAGAGGAAUUGGAAUCUACAAUAACACAUAUCCAGGACCUCACCGAGAAAUUGGGAGCUGUGUCCAGCCCCAAAGCCAAACAGCAACUUCAGUGUACUUUACGGGACCUCGUUUCUAAGAACUCAGCCUUGAAGGAGGCGGCCACAGCAGAGAGAGCCGAGGUGGAAAGGUGUCUGGAGAAUUACAAAUGCUAUAGAAAAAUUAGAGAGAAGAUUUGCACUGACCUCAGCAAAAUGGAGACGGCUCUCAGGCAGUCGCUGUCUCCGUUGCCAGUGUCUUAUAAAGAAGCUUUGGAGCGCUUGGAACAGAGCAAGGCCACGGUGUCAAAUCUUUUAUCAACCAGAGAAGAGUUCGGGAAGCUACGACAAGUCCUCAGGUGCUUGCAGUCCAGGUGCACAGCGAAUGAUGGCCUGUGUGUGCUCAGAACCGGCUCAGCUCUGUGGGAGAGAUGGCUGCAUUUGCAGGAAGCUGCCAAGGAGUGGGAGAUGUGGUGUGAAGAACUAAAGCAGGAGUGGAAAUUUGUCAGCGAAGAGCUUGAACGAGAAGCAAUUAUUUUAGAUAAUCUUCCAGAAGAAUUGCCUGAAAUUUCCAAAACCAAAGAGGCAGCCACCACAAAGGAGCUUUCGGAGCUGCUAGACUGUUUAUGCCAAUGUGAAGAGAAUGUGGAGAAACAGCAAUUGUUACUAACCCUGCUGCUUCAGCGCAUAAAAAGUAUCCAGAAUGUUCCUGAAGGCUUAGGUGCCCUGGAGGCUGUUCCGGCAUUUCAAGAGAUUAUAUCUAUGCAAGAACGAUGCAACAAGCUUUUACAGAAAACUCAAACAAAUAAGGAAUUGGUGCAGACUGAAAUGCAAGAAAGACAUUCCUUUAUAAAAGAAAUAACUGCUUCGAAGAAUUUAUUUCAACAGAGCACAACUUCUUUCCAAAAUAUGUCAUUACAGGACCACCCAGAAAAGACCGGGCAGUUUGAGGAGCUUCAGAGCAUUCUUAAGAAAGGGAAGCUAACUUUUGAGCACAUUAUGAAAAAACUGCGAAUCAAGUAUUCUGAAAUGUACACCAUAGUCCCUGCAGAGAUUGAAUCCCAGGUGGAAGAAUGCAGAAAAGCUUUAGAAGACUUAGAUGAGAAGAUUAGCAAUGAAGUCUUGAGAAGCUCACCAUCAUAUGCAAUGAGUAGAAAGAUAGAAGAAAAUAACAAUGGGCUUCAAAAUAUUGAAAAAAUGUUGCAGCAGAAAAGCAAAAAUAUUGAGAAAGCUCAAGAAAUUCAAAAGAAAAUGUGGGAUGAACUGGAUCUCUGGCAUUCCAAGCUAAAUGAGCUGGAUUCUGAGGUUCAGGACAUUGUUGAACAGGACCCAGGGCAGGCUCAAGAAUGGAUGGAUAACUUGAUGAUUCCUUUCCAGCAGUAUCAGCAAGUAUCACAGAGGGCAGAAUCCAGAACCUCACAGUUAAAUAAGGCCACAAUUAAAAUGGAGGAAUGCAGUGACCUUCUGAAGAGCACAGAGGCUUGGAUAGAAAAUACCAGUCGUUUAUUGGCCAAUCCUGCUGACUAUGACUCCUCAAAGACAUUGAGCCACCAUGCUAGUACCCUCCAGAUGGCUUUGGAAGAUUCAGAACAGAAGCACAAUCUCUUACAUUCAGUCUUCACGGAUCUGGAAGACCUGUCAAUAAUUUUUGAAACAGAUGAUUUGACACAAUCCAUACAAGAGUUAAGUAAUCAAGUAACAGCUUUACAACAAAAAAUAAUGGAAACCCUUCCACAGGUUCAGCGAAUGGCUGAUGAUGUUGUUGCUAUUGAAUCGGAAGUAAAAUUAGUGGAGAAAAGAGUUUCAAAAAUCAAAGCCAUCCUCUUAUCAAAAGAAAUAUUUGAUUUUUCACCUGAAGAGCACCUUAAGCAUGGGGAGGUCAUACUUGAAAAUAUUCGUCCCAUGAAGAAAACAAUUGCUGAGAUCAUGUCUUACCAAGUGGAGCUGAGGCUACCCCAGACAGGAGUGAAACCUCUGCCUGUGUUUCAGCGGACAGACCAGCUUUUACGAGAAUUAAAACUAAUGGAGAAUGUAACUCAAGAGCAAAAUGAGUUAGUAAAGGUGGUCAUAAAACAAGCUAAUGAAUGCGAUGAAGAAAUAGAAAAAUUUAAACAGAUCUUAGAUAACUAUUCAGCCGAGUGCUCCCUUGAACAUAUGUCACCAGACCAAGCUGCCAACCUGCUGCAAGUACAGGGAGAAAUCGGAGAAAUGGAACAGCAGAUUCUGAGUUUGAACCAGAAAAAAGAAGACCUGUUAGUGGAGUUGAAGGCCGCUGUACUAAACCUCCACCAGCAUCUGAAGCAAGAUCCACAAGAAGGAGAAGGAGAUACUCCGUCAGCCAUGGCAUCGGAGGAGGGUGGGAUGGCAGAGAGGGAUGCUUCUGAGUGGAAGUCGAACAGAACAGGCUCCAUGUCUUUCCUGCCUGCAGUGGAGGAAGAAGCGGAAGAAAGCUCCAUGAAGAGUGAAAAUGGAGACAAGAAAACAGAGGUGUCCUUUGAGUCUUGGUCUUCACUCUGGAAGCAUGACAGGGACAUGGAAGAAGACAGAGCAUCCUCGUCCUCUGGGACGAUUGUUCAGGAGGCAGCCAGGAAAAUAAGCGUCUGUGAUGGUUCCACGACACAGAUCCUUGCAUUAGACCCAUUAAGGGUUGAACAAGGCCCAGAGUUUUCCUUGAGGCCCAACCAAACAGAAGAGGGUGCCACACCUCCUAUCAAGGCUGCAGCUCCAGACUUUUCUGACAAGCAAGGAGCUUUGGAAACCAGGGUGGAGAAAGCGAGGUCCGAGCCUGCAGAAGUCCUCCAUGUCUGCAAAACCCAGAUCGCCGAGCUGGAGCUGUGGCUGCAACAAGCCAACGUGGCAUUUGAGCCGGAAACAUUAAACUCAGACAUGCAGCAGGUGGUGGAACAGCAGCUGGUAGGGUGCCAGGCUACGCUGACAGAGAUUGAACACAAGGUUGCCUCUCUGUUAGAGAAUUGGGAAGUCCAUGGCCUGGGAGAUAAUGGAGCCACCCAGCAUGAGGUAGAAGCACUUGCCUUAAAACUAAAAUCUGUGAAGUGCGAUUUGGAAAAAGUUCAGAGAAUGCUUCAGGAGAGGUACAGUGAGAACCAGCAUCCCACCAUUCAAAAGCAACCUUCAGAGCCUCAUAAAGCCCUCCCUCUGGUUAGCCUUGCUGAAUUGGAAUCUAUUGUCACAGAAAGGCCACAGUUCAGCAGACAAAAGGAUUUCCAGCAACAGGUCCUGGAGUUAAAACCAAUGGAACAGAAAGAUUUAGUCAAAUUCAUAGAGUUUAAUGCUAAAAAAAUGUGGGCCCAGGAUUGCCAGCAUGAUAGAGCCACAACUCAAGAAUCCUCUGCGAGCAAUGAGGCGUCUAGCCCUGAACCCGACACCCCGUGCCUCGGCCAGACUGGGGAUAAAUGGCAGUACCUCCAUCAUGAGCUGUCAUCCAAGAUCAGCCUACCUCCACCUCCGCUGGUGGAGCCUCAGGUUACCACAAACAUGAGUAUUCUGCCUAGUGUGAGUGCGUAUAACUUUAGAUACCCAACAAGUGAAGAACUACAAGCCUAUACCACCCAACUGGAAGACCUACGCCAAGAAGCAAGUAAUCUUCACACCGAGGAAAACAUGACGGAAGAAACAUACACGGAUUUGGAUAAAAGAUUAUUUGAACUAUUUCUGACCCUCAGUCAGUGUCUCGGGAGUGUGGAGGAGAUGCUGCAGGCACCUGGGCUUUUCCCGCAGGCUGUGUCUGCCCAGCAGGUGCACUACGAGACACUGGCUCUGGAGUUGAAAAAACUUUACUUAGCUAUGAAUGACAAGAAGGAGGAUAUUUUGAAAGCCAUGAGUUGGUCCAGCAAGAACACCAACUUGCUCCUUGACUGUUUUGACAAACUUCACGUCUGCCUGGAGCACACCCAGGCCACAGCUGCCUCUAGAAGCAGAUCCCUGAAAGCAGGCCUUGACUAUCACCGCAGUUAUCAGAAUGAAAUAAAGCGAUUAUAUGAUCAACUCAUUAAGAAUAAGACAUCUUUACAGCAAUCUUUGAAUGAAAUUAGUGGCCAGAGUAUUGGUGAACAGCUUCAGAAAGCAGAUGAGUUUACAGUGGAGCUGCAGAAUUCUGAGAGCCGAGUGGUUAAACUAAGGGAUGAAGGGGAGAAGCUUCAUUUACCUUACGUUUUACUCCAGGAGGUUUACAAAUUAGAGGAUGUGCUUGACAGUAUGUGGGGAAUCCUGCGAGCCAGGUGCACAGAACUCAGCAGCCCUUCCAUCACGGAGAGCCAGCAGGAUGCCUUGCUACAAGGCAUGGUGGAGCUAGUGAAGAUUGGAAAGGAAAAGCUUGCUCGUGACCACUUGCAACACACCAAAAGUCAAGAUGCCUUACGGGCUCAGAUACAAAAUCACAAGGUUUUUUUCCAGAAGCUUGUUGCUGAUAUGUUAUUGAUUCAAACUUACUCCACCAAAAUGUUUCCUUCUUUAUUGCAAAAGAGAGAGGCAUUCUGGGCAGAGCAAGUAAAAGAAGUUAAAUUACUGGAAGAAAAGUCCCUUCAGCAUGGCAUGAAGCUGCAGAAUUUGUUGCAGAAAUGGGAAGAAUUUGAUGAAAACUAUGCAUCUCUUGAAAAGGAUCUGGAAACUCUCUUAUCUACAUUGCCCUCUGUGAGUUUGGUGGAAGAGACCGAGGAAAGAUUAGUGGAAAGGAUUUCGUUUUACCAGCAAAUAAAAAGCAACAUUGAUGGGAAGCAUGCCCGGCUCUACCAAACUCUGAACGAAGGCAAACAGCUGACGGCGUCUGUGAGCUGCCCUGAACUGGAGAGCCAGAUCGCCAAGCUGGAAGAGCAGUGGUUGUCCCUGAACAAGAAGAUCGACCAUGAGCUGCACAGGCUGCACACGCUGCUCAAGUAUCUGCUCAGUUUUAACAGAGAUUCAGAUGAGUUAACCAAGUGGUUGGAGUCUUCUCAGCAAACUCUGAAUUACUGGAAAGAACAGUCUCUCAACGUGUCUCAGGACCUGGACACAAUCAGAAGCAACAUAAACACAUUUUUUGAGUUUUCAAAGGAAGUUGAUGAAAAGUCCUCCUUGAAGACUGCAGUUAUAAGUACUGGGAACCAACUCCUUCACCUGAAAGAAGCAGACACCGCCACGCUGAGAGCUUCAUUAGCACAGUUUGAGCAAAAAUGGACGUUGCUCAUAACUCAGCUUCCAGAUAUUCAAGAAAAACUUCACCAGCUUCAGAUGGAGAAAUUACCAUCUCGUAAAGCAAUCACGGAAAUGAUUAGCUGGAUGAACAAUGUGGAACAUCAGACUGCUGAUGGAGACUCUGUGCAGGCCCCAAGUUCUGCAGCCCAAGUUAAAAAUCUUCUUCAGAAGUACAAGGAAUUUCGAAUGGAAAUGGACUACAAACAGUGGGUAGUUGACUUUGUUAACCAGUCGUUGCUUCAGUUAAGCACCGGUGAUGUAGAAAGCAAGCGGUACGAAAGAACGGAGUUUGCAGAGCACUUGGGGGAGAUGAACCGCCAGUGGCACCGAGUGCACGGAACACUGAAUAGGAAGAUACAACAUUUAGAACAACUUUUGGAAAGUAUCGCAGAGAAUGAAAACAAAAUCCAGACUUUGAGCAACUGGAUGGAGGCACAAGAAGAGAGACUGAAAACUCUACAAAAGCCUGAAAGUGGGGUCUCCAUCCAGAAGCUGCUCCUAGACUGUCAGGAUAUAGAGAAUCAACUUGCAAUGAAAUCCAAAGCACUGGAUGAGUUGAGACAAAGUUCCCUGACAUUGGAGAGUGGGGCGAUGCCAGUGUUAGAAGACACAGUAUCUGGAAUUGAUGGGUUACUUCAGAAGCAAAGCAGUGUCACCCAUCAGGUCAAUCAGCUUAAAACCUCCAUGCAGUCAGUUUUACAAGAGUGGAAGAUCUAUGAUAGACUCUAUGAAGAAGUAAACAUGAUGACAAUCCGAUUUUGGUACUGCAUGGAACACAGCAAGCCUGCGGUGUUAUCAUUGGCGGCCUUGAGCAGCCAGGUGCAGAACCUCCAGUCUCUUCAAGAUGAAGCUGAGAGCAGUGAAGGGAGUUGGGGAAAACUCCAGGAGGUCAUUGGCAAACUCAAGAGUUUCUGCCCUUCAGUUGCUGAAAUAAUCCAAGAGAAAUGCCAGGAUACUCAUACAAGGUGGGCCCAGGUGAACCAGGCCAUUGCAGACCAGCUGCAGCAGGCACAGAGUCUGCUCCAGCUCUGGAAGACCUACACCAGUACUCAUGCUGAGGCUGCAGCAAGGCUGGGGCAGCAGGAAGCAAAGUUUCAGCAGCUCGCAAACAUCAACCUAUCUGGAAACAACCUGGCAGAGAUCCUGCCCCUUGCCCUGAAGGACAUACAGGAGCUUCAGCGUGAUGUGCAGAAGACAAAAGAGGCCUUCCUCCAGAAUUCCGUGCCCCUGGAUCGACUCCCUCAGCCUGCAGAGUCCAGCGCCCACAUGCUCCUUUCUAGUCAACAGCACUCCCUCCAGAAGGCAGCUUAUUUGGAAAAGAUGCUGCUUGCGAAAGCUCACGAAUUUGAGUUUGUUCUGUCACAAUGUAAGGAAUUGGAGGACCAGCUGGAAUCUCUAAAAAGUCUUAUUAUGCAAGAAGAGGAGAAUUUGAAUAAACUCUACCAGCAAGAAAAAGAAAAUCCUGACUUAUUCCUGAAUCAUGUGCUGGCACUGACCGCCCUGUCACCUAAUGUUGAGCAUCUGAAUGAAGUGAGCCUCAAGCUCCCACUUAGUGACAUGGCUGUGAAGACAUUGCAAGCUGUGAACCGGCAGUGGAUCCGGGCCACAGCGACGGCACUGGAGCGCUGCAGUGAGCUUCAGGGAACCGGAUUGAACGAAAAGUUUAUUGACUGCUGUGAAAGGUGGGUCCAGCUUUUGGAGAAGAUUGAAGAGACGCUCCAAGUGAAUAAUGCUGACAACCUCCCAGCUCUCCUGGAACAGCAGAAAACAUAUGAGAUGUUAGAAGCCGAAGUUUCUGUAAACCAGACAGUUGCUGAUGCUUAUGUUACCCAGUCCUUACACCUCCUGGACACAGCAGAACUAGAGAAGAGGCCGGAAUUUGUUUUGGAAUUCUCGAAGCUGGUGGAGCAGUGGCAGGGUGCUGCCCGGCGUGUUCGGCAAAGGAAGCGUGACGUCGAUGGGUUGGUGAGGCAAUGGCAGUAUUUCACUACCUCCGUGGAGGACUUACUUCACUUCCUCACUGACACCAGCCAUCUGCUGUCUGCAGUGAGGUGCCAGGACUGCUACAGCCUCCACCAAACCAGAAGUCUGACCCAUGAGCUGAAGAAUAAAGAAAUUCAUUUUCAGAGAUGGAAAACUACUUAUACAUUAACCUUGGAAGCAGGGGAGAAGUUACUGAGCACAACUAACCCGGAAACUAAAGAGUCAAUUAAUAAGAGAAUCGGUCAACUCCAGGACAACUGGAAGGACACAGAACUCCAACUAGUAGAGAUGAUUAAGCAGUUCCAGAGCUCUGCAGAGACCUGGGACCAGUGUGAAAAGAAAAUUAAGGAGUUGAAAGGCAGGCUGCAAGUUUUAAAGGCACGAAGUCAAGAUCCUCUUCCAGAACUUCAUGAGGACCUUCAUAGAGAAAAAGAGCUGAUUAAGGAGCUGGAAAAGUCUUUGGCUAACUGGACUCAGAACUUGAAAGAACUUGAAACUAUGAAGACUGACUUAACCCGGCACGUUCUUGGAGAAGACGUGAUGGUUUUGCAGGAGCAAAUAGAGCACUUGCACAGACAAUGGGAGGAUCUCUGCUUAAGAGUGGCUAUACGCAAACAGGAGAUUGAGGACAGACUCAAUUCGUGGAUUGUGUUCAAUGAAAAAAAUAAAGAGCUGUGUGCAUGGCUGGUGCAGAUGGAAAACAAAGUUCUACAGACAGCGGAUAUUAGUAUUGAAGAAAUGAUUGAAAAGUUACAGAAGGACUGCAUGGAAGAAAUAAACUUGUUCAGUGAAAACAAGUUACAGUUAAAGCAAAUGGGUGACCAGUUGAUGAAGGCCAGCAACAAGACUAGAGCAGCCGAGAUCGAUGACAAGCUCAACAAAAUUAAUGACCGUUGGCAACAUCUUUUUGAUGUCAUUGGAUCAAGGGUGAAGAAGCUGAAGGAGACCUUUGCUUUUAUUCAGCAGUUGGACAAAAACAUGAGCAACCUUCGCACCUGGUUGGCUCGAAUCGAGUCUGAGCUCUCUAAGCCAGUUGUCUAUGACGUCUGUGAUGAUCAAGAGAUCCAGAAGAGGCUGGCCGAGCAGCAGGACCUGCAGCGAGAUAUCGAACAGCACAGUGCUGGGGUGGAGUCUGUGUUUAACAUCUGCGACGUCCUGUUGCACGACUCAGAUGCCUGUGCCAACGAGACCGAGUGUGACUCCAUCCAGCAGACCACCAGAAGCCUGGACAGACGCUGGAGGAACAUCUGUGCCAUGUCCAUGGAGCGGCGCAUGAAAAUUGAGGAGACCUGGCGCCUGUGGCAGAAGUUUCUAGAUGAUUAUUCCCGCUUUGAAGACUGGCUCAAGUCAGCUGAGAGGACGGCAGCCUGCCCCAAUUCCUCAGAGGUGUUGUACACAAAUGCCAAGGAGGAGCUGAAGCGAUUUGAGGCCUUUCAGCGGCAGAUCCACGAGUGGCUCACCCAGCUGGAGCUCAUCAACAAGCAGUACCGGCGGCUGGCCCGGGAGAACCGCACGGACACAGCCAGCAAGCUGAAGCAGAUGGUCCACGAGGGCAACCAGCGCUGGGACACCCUCCAGAGCCGGGUCACGGCCGUCCUGCGGAGACUCAGACAUUUUACCAACCAGAGGGAAGAAUUUGAAGGGACCAGGGAGAGCAUUCUGGUCUGGCUCACAGAGAUGGACCUGCAGCUGACCAAUGUGGAGCACUUCUCAGAGAGUGACGCUGAUGACAAGAUGCGCCAGUUGAACGGCUUCCAACAAGAAAUUACGUUAAAUACCAACAAGAUCGAUCAGCUCAUCGUGUUUGGGGAGCAGCUAAUUCAGAAGAGCGAGCCCCUGGAUGCUGUGCUGAUUGAAGACGAGCUGGAGGAGCUCCACCGGUACUGCCAGGAAGUGUUCGGCAGGGUCUCCCGGUUCCACCGGCGGCUCACCUCCCAUGCUCCGGGCCUGGAAGAUGAAAAGGAGGCCUCUGAGAACGAAACAGAUAUGGAAGAUGCCAGAGAGAUCCAGACCGACUCCUGGCGUAAAAGAGGAGCAAGCGAGGAGCCCUCCUCUCCUCCAUCACUUUGUCAGCUGGUGGCCACAGGGCAGGAGCGGUCUGGCUGUGAGACCCCUGUCAGUGUGGACUCCAUCCCUCUGGAGUGGGAUCACACAGGUGACGUGGGGGGCUCCUCCUCUCACGAAGAAGAUGAGGAGGGCCCAUACUACAGUGCCCUGUCAGAUGUAGAAAUCCCUGAAAAUCCUGAGGCAUAUCUUAAAAUGACCACACAAACUUUGAGAGCGUCUUCUGGUAAAUCCAUUUCUGAUGGCCACUCGUGGCAUGUUCCUGACAGCCCUUCCUGUCCCAAGCAUCACUUCAAACAAGUGGAAGGCGAUAGGCAUGCACUUCCUAUCCCCUCGGAUUCCAGCACCCCUUAUAAACCGGCCUAUGUAAAGCUGUUAUCAAGCGCUGAUGGUGGCCAAGACAGCCCAAGAGCCUUGCAUGGCAGCCCACAACAGGAAGAAGAGAGACUGGCCCAAAUAAAGGGACAGCAGCCAGGUUCUUUUGACAGAUGGGAGCUUCACAAGAAACUCAGGAUAAAACAAAACUUGCAGCAGCUGAAUUCUGAUAUCAACACCAUCUCUGCUUGGCUGACAAAAACUGAAGCAGAGCUGGAGACGUUAAAGGUGGCAGAGGCUCCCUCUGAUGUCCGGGAAAUGGCCGUCAGGGUGAAGAGACUGCAGGAGCUAUUAAAAGCCUUUGACAGCUACAAGGCCUUAGUGGUCUCUGUCAACGUGCGCAGCAAGGAACUUCUGCAGACUGAGAGCGCCGAACCCUCCGAGCUCCACGGCAGACUGUGCCAGCUGACCCUGCACUGGGAGGCGGCCUGGGCCGCGGUGGACAGCUGGAGAGAGGGCUUGCGGCAGUCGCUUAUGCAGUGCCAGGACUUCCACCAGUUGAGUCAAAAUCUGCUCCUCUGGUUGGCAAGUGUCGAGAACCGGAGGCAGAAGGCUCAUGUCGCCAACCCCAAGGCAGAUCCCCAGGUUCUCCUGGAGUGGCAGGAAGAACUAAUGCAACUGAAAAAGGAACUACUAGAACGUCAGCCUCAAGUAAACUCCUUACAGGAGAUUUCAAACCAUCUUCUUACUAAGGAGCAUGGAGAAGACUACAUUGAGGCUGAAGAAAAGGUCCAUGUUAUUGAGAAGAAACACAAACAGUUACUUGAGCAAGUGUCCCAAGAUUUAAUGUCUUUCCAGGGAAGUCAGAAUGUACAUCCGUCUCUGCUGGGCUUCGAUGAGGUUGUCUCUGGGGACCAGCCUCCAUCAACAUCUGUGCCAGCCACCCAAACCAAGUUCCGAGCAGCAAGAACAACGAAAGGCGAGAACGAGACCAACAGCAGGGCACCUGGCCCCGGCAGCUCUCGGCCACAGCGCUCCUUCCUGUCCCGGGUGAUCAGGGCAGCGCUGCCCCUGCAGCUGCUUCUCCUGCUACUGCUGCUCCUGGCCUGCCUGCUGCCUUCCUCCGAAGAGGACUACAGCUGCACUCAGGCCAACAACUUUGCCCGGUCCUUUUACCCUAUGCUGAGGUACACCAAUGGGCCACCCCCAACAUAGAAGGCUCAGCUGGCCGGUGGCACUGCACCACCAGUCCAUUUACUGAUGGUUCCCAGCUCAUGGCCCCAAACCAGUGACUCAGCAUCAGCCAGGACAAGGGCCCUACUGCAGCCACUCCUACCCCUGGGCUGUCCAGAGCGGGCUCUCGGGGGCCCAGGGCAGCUUUCCUAUGACGUUCUUUCCCAGGGCAUGGCACCUGUGCAGCAAUUGCUCCAUGCAUUUUUGGCAUAGCUAGCUGAUUGGUCUAGGGAUCUUUGGAAAGAGCACUUUGUGAAUUCCGAUUGAUCUGUAAAACAUAGUUAAUGCGGUCAAUGAGCAAUGGUGUGCGUCACAUCAGCCCUAUCAAAGAAACGCAGAUUUCGCCUUAGUAAUGGUUCAGAAACUUACACCCAUCCUCAGCUGAUUGAAACAAUCAUGUUUAAGAUGUUUAGAAUCAAUUUUCCGCCAAUCAGCAGCAAUUUGAGCUACAGUUUAUAAACCAAAAUGUUCUGUUUAGUACCUAGGAUGGCUCUUUUAUAUUGCUUUACAUUUUUAAAGAAAUUAUAUUGCAUGGAUGUGGUUAUUUGUGCAUAUUUUUUAACAACGCUGGAUCUGUAUGAAUGAUGUAAACUUUGAUUUUUUUUUAAGAAAUCAGAUUUUAGCUUGAGCUUUUGACUAAUGUACAGUAAAUGCCAAAAUACAAACUUGAUAGGGAUGUUUUUGUAACUUAAUUUUCUAAGACUUUUCACAUUGAAAGUGAUGCUUCAGGUUUUGUUGAACUGUUUGGCCACGGGGAGGUUGGUACAGAAACUUGAAGCUGUUUGUGGUAUGUACAACUCAGAUGUUUCUCAUUAAAAACAAAAUUAGACUUC
Messenger RNA from Tupaia belangeri chinensis (Chinese tree shrew), 21611 nucleotides. RefSeq names its product spectrin repeat containing nuclear envelope protein 2 (gene SYNE2). Bases 70 to 20760 code for a protein of 6896 amino acids. The transcript has 116 exons. Lineage: Eukaryota; Metazoa; Chordata; Mammalia; Scandentia; Tupaiidae. Gene Ontology annotation, molecular function: protein binding. Gene Ontology annotation, cellular component: membrane. The record is from RefSeq and is a predicted model, not a curated record.